AUGUUAGUUUGGAAGCUAUUACAAAUAAACCUUCAGAUUUCUUAUUAUUGUGGAUUGGUUAAAAUAUAAUUUUAUUUUUCUAUUUUAGAUAUUUUUCCUUUCUCUCAAAAAGAGAUGUUUCAAAUUCGGUAUGUUUCUCUUCCUUUUGGAUCCAAAAAACAUUAAAUUUGGAUUUUCUCCUUCAUUAUUUUAAGUAUAGGAUUUUUAGUUUUAUCAUUCCCUUUCCCUUUCUGUAACCAAGUACAUUAAAAAAGAUCAAUUUAUUAACAUUUAAAUUAGAAAACAUUUUUAUUAUUUAAUCAAUGA
This is a messenger RNA of Paramecium sonneborni, 306 nucleotides long. Lineage: Eukaryota; Ciliophora; Oligohymenophorea; Peniculida; Parameciidae. The record is from the annotation of a GenBank genome assembly.